Paramecium tetraurelia is the source of this 465-nucleotide messenger RNA. RefSeq lists its product as uncharacterized. The transcript has 2 exons. Lineage: Eukaryota; Ciliophora; Oligohymenophorea; Peniculida; Parameciidae. The record is from RefSeq and is a predicted model, not a curated record.
AUGUAAAGACUUUCAUCUUUGUUUUUUGGAUUUGGAUUAGGAAUUAUAGGAAUGAGCCUAUUAUUGGAUCCUUGGGGAUAAGAAAAAUUUGAAAGAAUGGCAAGAGAAACAGCUAGAUUAGAAAAUUCAAUCCUUGGUAACGUUGAUUUGUAUCUUUAAAUGAGGAAUGUGCUUGGAUAUGUUUUUAUUGCAUGUUCAUUUAUAACAAUAAAUCGGUAUUUGUUAUUAACAAUUAGAAUUGCAAUUCUAUAUAUUCUUCAAAUUCCUGUCUUAUUUUUCUAUGCUGCAAUUAAUUAUAACCAUAUAUUAUAUAAAUCUGAAAGAUUUGGUGGUAAUUAAGUCAUCUUAGGGGCUAUUUUAUUCCUUGCAAUAAGUGGGGCAAUAUGUGAUGGCUUGAUAAGCCCAAAGGUCUAAGCUAUCUCAACUGAGAAAGAAAAAACUUAAGAAAAACCCAAAAUAGAAUGA